Messenger RNA from Sphaeroforma arctica JP610, 354 nucleotides. RefSeq lists its product as hypothetical. The record is from RefSeq and is a predicted model, not a curated record. The transcript has 2 exons. The coding region runs from base 1 to 354 and encodes 117 amino acids. Lineage: Eukaryota; Ichthyosporea; Ichthyophonida.
AUGAACCAGAUACUUCAGAUGGACGAGUGUCGCUUCGGUGCGGAGCUAGAGAAGGCCGAGCGGUCGAUAACUGGAGUUGGUCUGUGUGAUCGAAAGCGUAGUCAAACACUAGGUCCAGGACCCAGAGGAUGGCCUGACCCCGUACCCAAGCCAAGCAAGAAGUACAUUGUGUGCAUGGACGUGGCAUCUAUGCACGAAAUGGGUAAAGAUCGUCGUCUUAGAAUCCAGUCGGCUGAGAGACAUGUUCAUUGGCUUGUACAAGUCAUGCACGCUACCAAUUUAACACAAAUGCUUGACAGACAUCUCUUUCGCCUGCUCAAGGGUACGGGCUCGAAAGCCUCAAACCAAGGCUGA